CGCCAUUGUUGUUGUUGUUGGCUGGCCUCUGUCGCCUUGCCGCCUCGCACUCUUCUAUUUCUCCUAAACUACUACAAUCUGGAUCUCCUCGGCUACUGCAAAAUGGGCGCCAAUGCCUCCCAGCUGGAGAAGGAGAUCGGAGCAGACCAGUUCCCUCCCAAUGAACAUUAUAUUGGGCUUGUUAAUUUUGGCAACACGUGCUACAUCAACUCGGUGCUGCAGGCGCUGUAUUUCUGCAAGCCAUUUAGGGAGAAGAUCCUGGAGUACAAGGCCAAGAACAAGAGGACCAAGGAGACUCUCUUAGCCUGCCUUGCUGACCUCUUCUACAGUAUUGCCACUCAGAAGAAGAAAGUCGGAAGCAUCGCGCCUAAAAAGUUCAUCGCCAGGUUUAGGAAAGAGAAUGUGAAAUUUGACAACUACAUGCAACAAGAUGCGCACGAGUUCUUUGUUCAGCUCAUCGACAGCAUCAAUGAGACAAUUAUGGGUGAGAAACGGUCAGGGAGGCAGCAGCGGCAGGGUGGGCGGUGGUGACGGGAGCAGCAGGCAGGGGGUGGGGGGCAGCAGGACAGUGGUGGUGGUGGCGGCAACACACAGCACCAGCAGCAGCAGCAGCAGCAGCAGGAGAACACUUGGGUCCAUGAGAUUUUUCAGGCGGUGGUGACGAGAGAGCUACGGUGCUUGAAUUGUGAAGCGGUGAGAAGCACAGACGAGGUGUUGAACAAUUUAUCAGUGGAGGUGCACCAGAACACCAGCAUCACUCACUGCCUGCGCUGCUUCUUCUCCACGGAAACCAUCAGCGCUGAGAACAAGGUGCUGUGUGAAAACUGCUGCUCUCUUCAAGAACACCAGAAAAGGACUCGCGUUAAGAAGCUUCCCACAAUUCUGGUGUUGCAUUUGAAAAGGUUCCAGUUCCUCGGCCAGUACAACAGAACACUCAAGCUCUCCCACCGUGUCGUCUUUCCCCUGGAGCUUAGAGUGUUUGAUACGAGUCUGGAUGCCGUGAACCCAGACCGCCUGUAUGACUUGGCGGCAGUGGUGGUGCAUUGCGGGACUGGAAUCAACAGGGGUCACUACAUUGCCAUCGUUAAGUCCCACCGGUUCUGGCUACUGUUUGACGAUGAUGCUGUUGAUAAAAUUGACCCGUCGUUAAUGGAGGAAUUCUACGGCCUGACUUCCGAGCUCCAAAAAUCUUCGGAAACUGGUUACAUUCUCUUCUACCAAGCCAGGGACCCUACUUAACUCACCCACCUACCACCACCACCACCACCUCCACCUCCACCUCCACCGCCACCACCACCGCAACCACUAACACCUCCACCGCCACCACUACUUCUACCACCACCACCGUCACCGCCACUACCACCACCACCGCCG
Molecule: messenger RNA, 1374 nt
Organism: Portunus trituberculatus (swimming crab)
Lineage: Eukaryota; Metazoa; Arthropoda; Malacostraca; Decapoda; Portunidae
Gene: Usp12-46
Product: ubiquitin carboxyl-terminal hydrolase 46-like
Exons: 9
Biological process (GO): protein deubiquitination
Cellular component (GO): nucleus; cytosol
Molecular function (GO): cysteine-type deubiquitinase activity; cysteine-type endopeptidase activity
Source: RefSeq, a predicted model, not a curated record